Staurois parvus is the source of this 138-nucleotide messenger RNA. Lineage: Eukaryota; Metazoa; Chordata; Amphibia; Anura; Ranidae. The record is from the annotation of a GenBank genome assembly.
AUGGAGAUACGUAUGGAAACACCACAGCACGCUGCUUCCAGGAUUUCCGUUGCUCAGCUCUCAGUUCAAGCCAGAGUCCAUACUGCAAAGGGGGGCAGUUCCCUACCAGCUACUCUAAUGACCCUGCACUGGUGCUGA